CCCCAGACGCAGGGGAAUAUCGUUUAGCAGAAAGUCCAUGCGGAGAACCGCCUGACUUCUCACUCUUUCCUCGCGGCCAGCUCAAUAAAACCCAUUAUAAGUAGGACACGAGAGUCUGUUUGCUGAAAUUUGUUCUAUGUUGUGGCCGAUCCGGAUCUCCAAAGCUAGAGCGACAUCGAUCUAACUUUCAUUGAACGGUCAGGGCGCGAUACGAAGCAUUGGGUCCUUCCCGCACCCGCAUUGACCACCGCCAAAAGCCAAAAUGUCGAAGGCAGUCCAAUUAGUCACGACACUGACGCCGAUGGACGGGAAGAAGGACGAUGUCCUAAAGAUCAUCACUGAUAUGGCUGUGGAAGUCGAAGAACAGGAGGCUGGGUGCCUUGGGGUGGAUGUAAUGUGGCACGACGACACCGACACAUUCAUUCUCGUCGAAAGGUUUAAAGAUCAGGCGGCGUUCGAGUUUCAUUUUAAGCAGCCGUACGUGGUGGCGUUCAAGAAGAGCCCGGUAGCCCUUACCUGCCUCGAGGCUAUGGAUGUUAAGAUUUGUUCGGUGGCUCCGGGUACUUUCAGUAGAUGAAUGGUCUUUUGUUCUUCACGAGUUUCUGUUCAUGCUGUUCUCUGUUUUCCUUU
This is a messenger RNA of Mytilinidion resinicola, 630 nucleotides long. RefSeq lists its product as uncharacterized. NCBI's taxonomy places the organism in Eukaryota, Fungi, Ascomycota, Dothideomycetes, Mytilinidiales, Mytilinidiaceae. The coding region runs from base 263 to 577 and encodes 104 amino acids. The record is from RefSeq and is a predicted model, not a curated record. The transcript is spliced from 3 exons.